GAAUACGCCACCUUCCGGUGUUGCUAACGGAAGCACACAUGUUCAUGGUCAUGUCUCUGGGCAAAGCUGGCUGGUGUCUGGUCAACCCUCUCCGGGGGGGCUUUCGGCCUUCCGCCUCGGUCGUAGGCCGGAGCUACGCUGCUGUUGCUGAAGCCAGGGCCGUGUUAAACGGGGAACUGGAGGCCAUUCGUGCGGCGGGGACGUGGAAGUCGGAGAGGGUCAUUACUUCCAAACAGGGACCGCACAUCAACGUGGACGGAAGCCGUGGCAGCAUGCUGAACUUCUGUGCCAACAACUACCUUGGCUUGUCCAGUCAUCCGGAGGUGGUGCAGGCGGGGAUCGAUGCCCUGAAAGUCUACGGCGCUGGAUUGAGCUCGGUCCGAUUCAUCUGCGGUACUCAGGAUUUGCACAAAAAUCUGGAGCGGAAAUUGUCUGAGUUCCACGAGCGAGAGGACUGCAUCCUCUACGCCAGCUGCUUUGAUGCCAAUGCUGGACUCUUUGAGGUGCUCCUGGGACCCGAGGAUGCGGUGCUGUCAGACGAGCUCAACCACGCCUCCAUUAUUGACGGCAUCCGUCUGUGUCGGGCCAAGAGGCUGCGCUACAGACACAUGGACCUGGCUGACUUGGAGAGCAAGCUGAAGGAGUCUCAGUCCUCCCGGAUGCGGCUGGUGGUCACGGAUGGAGUCUUCUCCAUGGACGGGGAUGUGGCUCCGCUAACGGGAAUAUGUGACCUGGCAGAGCAGUAUGGCGCCAUGGUGUUCAUCGAUGAAUGCCAUGCCACUGGUUUCCUUGGUCCCCGGGGCCGAGGAACCGAUGAGCUUCUGGGGGUGAUGGAUCGAGUUCAUAUUGUGAACUCCACUUUGGGAAAAGCCCUGGGAGGUGCAGCUGGUGGCUACACGGUGGGUCCCAAACCCCUCAUAGACCUGCUGAGGCAGCGCUCUCGGCCGUACCUCUUCUCCAACUCCCUCCCCCCCCCUGUGGUGGGCUGCGCUACCCGGGCCGUGGAGCUGCUGCUCGCCUCCGACGAGAUUGCGCGGAGCAUGUCGGCCAAAACCAUGCGGUUCCGGAACAAGAUGACAGAGGCUGGUUUCACCAUCUCAGGCUCCGCCCACCCGAUCUGUCCGGUGAUGCUCGGCGACGCACGGCUGGCGUCCCUCAUGGCGGACGAUAUGCUGAAGCUAGGAGUGUACGUGAUUGGGUUUUCCUACCCGGUCGUACCAAAAGGCAAAGCCAGAAUCCGGGUUCAGAUUUCAGCCGCGCACACCGAGGCAGACAUCGACCACUGCGUCGACGCCUUCGUGCAGACUGCCAGAAAGCACGGGGUCCUUUCCUGAACCUUUGCAUUAGGGCCAUGAGUGAUGGUGGGGGGGGGAGACGUGUUGGCUUUGAUAAAUAAAACACUUGGAGAACCAGUUGGAAAUGUUUCCAAGACAAAGUGCUAUUAGUAUUGUUUGAUGAUGUUACAAAUAUGCAAAAAACCCAAGAAAUCCAGAAGGGGGCAACCACUUUUCCACACUAGUGUACGUUCGGCCUGCUCUGUCAGCUCUCUCCGCCACUAUCCUGUCCAUUGGCUGAAGGAGCAGAACCCCCUGAGACUUGCCCCACUCUUCGGAACCUUUUUAUGGGUGCCGUGGUCUGCUUCCCAUUCUAUAGAAGCGCGGUACGUCAUGGUGAAUGUAAUUCUGUCAUGAAUAUUGUGUCUGCUCAAAGUAUGCUUUAGCCAAUGGCAUCACUAAUAAUUUCAUGUAUGAGGAUGAAAAAUUAAAUGCAAAGUUUAUG
Messenger RNA from Doryrhamphus excisus (bluestripe pipefish), 1779 nucleotides. RefSeq names its product glycine C-acetyltransferase (gene gcat). NCBI's taxonomy places the organism in Eukaryota, Metazoa, Chordata, Actinopteri, Syngnathiformes, Syngnathidae. Gene Ontology annotation, molecular function: glycine C-acetyltransferase activity; pyridoxal phosphate binding. Gene Ontology annotation, biological process: biosynthetic process; L-threonine catabolic process. Gene Ontology annotation, cellular component: mitochondrion. The record is from RefSeq and is a predicted model, not a curated record.